GAAGCUUCCACUCUUCAAAUGGCAUCUUUCUCUUAUUUCCAACACUACCCUCAUUCUCUUCUUGAUCCUCUUCUCUUCUCCACACCCAUCGACCAGAACCCUCUCUAUCCACCACAAAACACUUCUACAACCGUAGAUAACUACUUGAACCCAUUUCCUGAUUCAUAUAAUGUUGAGAAAACCGAAAGCUCUGAAGUUAAGGAACAGAUCAACACUAAUGCAACCACAGCAAUCACAGGCGACCAGCUCAGCCACGGACAAUCCACUACGUCCGCAGGAAAAAAAGAUCGGAGGAAGACCAGAAAUGGGUCUAAACCCAAGGAAGGAGUAGGGGAAAAAAACAGCAAAAAACCAAGAAAUGGUAGCUCAAGAGACGUCAAAGAGAAGAGAGGGAGCGAACAAGAAUCUCCCAAAGAUUACAUUCACGUUAGAGCUAGAAGAGGCCAAGCUACUGAUAGCCACAGCCUGGCCGAGAGGGCGAGAAGGGAAAAGAUAAGUGAACGGAUGAGGACUCUCCAAAACCUUGUCCCAGGAUGUGAUAAGGUAACAGGGAAGGCCCUUAUGUUGGAUGAGAUUAUAAACUAUGUUCAGUCCUUGCAGAAUCAAGUUGAGUUUCUCUCGAUGAAGCUAGCUUCCAUGAGUCCAAUGGUCUAUGACUUCGGUUCGGACCUUGAUGGCAUCAUAGUUAGACCUGAGAUUGGAUCUGCAAACGUUGGAACGUCUUUUGCUAAUGCAAUGCCAACAACUACUACUAACUUUUCUUCACUGUUGGAUAAUUCUAUAAUACCCGCACAGGCACCUCUUCAGGAAGAUGGAGGUGAAAGGGAGAAGUUUGUAGACAGAAGUGGGUUCAACAACAACAGCUUUUGUUCCUUCUCUUAAUUAAUCACUUGUCGAUACAGACACAAAAGCCUGCUUACGUUGAUUUCAUAUCCUCAGAUAUGCAGGGAGGGGAUAAAAUCUACGGAAACCAGUGCUGGUUUAAUUAUUCCUUUUCGAGGGUUUAAAGAAAAUAAAUAAAAACCACAUUUUCAUAGAUUUUUAACAUCAUUAUCUGCAUGCAUGCUCAUACCAUACAUUCAUCGCCAUAAUCAUCAACAGCGUCAUUAUCAUCAUCAUCAGAUGAUAGAGAUGGUCAUCUGAGUAAAGGGCAGAGGCAAUUCGGUGGAGGAAAUAGAGACAUAUAAAACAAGACCGCUCAGCUUUAUUAGAGUGUUUUAAUAUAUGAUUUAAAUUUGAAUACUUUGGAUUAUUCACUUAUUAAGUAUAUCCCUUGAUUAGUUCUUGUAAUUUAACUGAUUUGUGUAAGAUUUCUUGCACAAAUGUGUUAUGUAUUUAUCCAUUCAUUUUUAUGUAAACUGGUAUCCAGACACUCAUGUUAUAUUUCUUAAACAUAAAUAUAAAUAUGCGGGUGAAAGGACCCUUACAUAUAAAUAAUAAGAUUCGUUUU
Messenger RNA from Eruca vesicaria subsp. sativa (arugula), 1450 nucleotides. NCBI's taxonomy places the organism in Eukaryota, Viridiplantae, Streptophyta, Magnoliopsida, Brassicales, Brassicaceae. The record is from the annotation of a GenBank genome assembly.